AUGUGCCUCGCCGAGAAGGGGCUGCCGUGGGAGAGCGUCCACGUCGACAUCUUCCGCUUCGAGAACUACGAGCCGGCGUACACCAAGCUCAAUCCCAAGGCGGUCGUGCCGACGCUCGAUCAUGACGGCCGCAUCCUGAUCGAGUCGAACGUCAUCCUCGAAUAUCUCGAAGACCAGUUUCCGCAGGUCCGGCUGCGGCCGGAGGAUGCCUAUGAGUGCGCGAUGAUGCGGCUGUGGAGGGAGCAAUUGUAUGGUAAACAUUUAAAUGCUCACCAAUGCGAGUGUCUCGCGUGGACAGCGCGUGUCCGCAAAACCUAG
Molecule: messenger RNA, 318 nt
Organism: Selaginella moellendorffii
Lineage: Eukaryota; Viridiplantae; Streptophyta; Lycopodiopsida; Selaginellales; Selaginellaceae
Product: protein LigF-like
Exons: 2
Coding region: 1-318 (105 amino acids)
Cellular component (GO): cytoplasm
Source: RefSeq, a predicted model, not a curated record